AUGGACGUCGUGAGCGCUGCGCCACGUCAGGAGCAGACGGCGGAAGAGGAAGCGGCGGCGGCGCAGCGGGCGGAGAAGCGCGUUGAGGAGCCGCCGCCGCGUGCCGAGGAGUCUGCUGCAGCGCGUAGACGAGUUGUGGCUGUUGCUACGGGUCCGGAGGAAGAGGCGCAGGACGACACGGAGCCGAGAGGCGGGCGAGAGGCGGACGAGGCGAUAGAGACGAGGCCGGAGGCUCUGGAGACGGUGGCGACAGCUGCCGAGACGGACGCGAGCAGAGAGACUGGCGCUGGGCGGCACGAGCGCGUGGCGAAGGCGGAUGGGACAACUGCAGGUGAAACAGAGGCAAAAAAGGACUUGAAACGCGAUGCGGACGAAUGUGGAGGGUCGAGGGAAGCACUUGGUGGAGCACGAGGUGUGAAGAAGGAAGUGGAGGCAACAGGAGCUGAUGGGUCGCGGCAAGAAGCUGGAGACGAGGAGCAGCAGAUGAAGGACGAGGCAGAUAAGGGUGGAGCGCUGCGGGCACGCAAGAGGGACGAGCAGCAGACACACGAGAGGGACAAGCCGCAGACGCACAAGAGUGAAGAGUCGCAGACGCACAAGAGUGAAGAGCCGCAGACGCACAAGAGUGAAAAGCAGCUGGCGCACAAGAGUGAAAAGCAGCUGGCGCACAAGAGUGAGGAGCCGACGGACGUUGUCUCAGCUGGAAGACCGAGGGACUAUGAGACAGGUGCUAUUGCUGCAAUGCAGCAACUGAGAGACGAGCAGCAGUGUACUGGUGACAUGCCACUGAGUGUUGACACACAGGCACAGACGCAGCCAAAUGGCAGUCGCGAGAUGCACUUUCCGUAUGCUCCAUCGACCUUCUUGGCCUCGUCACCGACGCCUAUUCGGCCGCUGGGUGGCGAUCCACGUGCAGUAAAACCACAGUCGCAGCCGCAUGAACGUAGUGUGGCUAACAACCAUACUGCGCCAAGCAGCGCAAGUGGCGCGUCUUCUUUUGAUGUGCGAAACGAUACUACCAGUGUCCGCACCAGUUCUUCGAGUAGUGGCGCGGUGUCGCAGUCUCAAAUGUUCUACCACCAGACCAAUGCGCCGUCGUUUUACACUGCGCCACAGGACGGCCCGGCAGUCGGACCUGCACGGAUGGAGCAAGGACAAUCGAGUACAUUGACCACAAAUACCCCGAGCAACUCGAGUUGGAACAUGCCAGUCGCGCAAGAAACCCCGACGACAAAAAGUCCACCUGCCAGGCCAAAUCGCCAAGGCAGCAGUGAUCCGGGAUUGAAUCCUGCCGCGUUUGCUGCUAAUUCUCUCGUGCCUCAGCGCUUGGAUGAGAUCUCAUAUGCACUGGAUCGUGCAAGACUGACUCGGCUGGGUGCAUACGCAAAAAACGUGUCCACCCCGGCUCAGGCCGGUGCUCUUGCUGUAGACGUACUACGCGCAUCACUAGGCGCAGAAAAGACGAGAGCUCACGGAUGGAAGAAUCCGUUUCCCGGCGACGAGUAUGAAGUCCUGCUUCAAAAAGGAUCGAUUGGACUGUGUAUGAACAUGAGUGUCCGCUUGGGCUCCGUCACGGUGACGAGCUUUCGCCGUCCAGAGGAAACAAUGAUGGGACCAGCUGAAGCUUCCGGUAUGAUAGCGAUCGGCGAUGAUUUGAUUGCAGUGGACGGCUUUCUCGUUCAAUCCCAGGCAGACUUUGCACGGGUCGUAUCACGUCUGAAGUCGCUGCGUCCAGUGUUAUUGCGAUUCCGACGGCCUGGUGGUAUUGGUUUGGUGAGUAGCCGUUAUCAUGAUAACCCGUAUUACCGCAAAGGGCAACAGACGUCGGCGGUUGGGUUGGACAAUUUGCAACUAUUUACGACUGGGAUGUGGCAUAUGGGUGUAAGGUAUAUUUCGCCUACGCAGUGGGCCGCAGAGUUGCAUGUGGAUGGCGGCGGUAUUCGACGACUAGGCGUAUUUUCUACCGAAAAGGAAGCAGCAAUGACGUACAAUCAGUACAUCCACCAAACGUACGGCAAUGGAGCUGUCCAGUUCAUGAACCCUGCAGGCAACGGUGCAAACUCGAGUAUUCCCGUUACGACCUCGAAUGUUCGCGACAUGCAGCCAGUGCAGCGUCGACGGCCGCCCCUUCGCGCUGCCUUUACAGUGGAGCAAAAGGAGCAAUUGCGUGCACAGAUUAUGGUAUUCAAGUUUACAUCGACCGGGGGCAACAUACCGAACGAGAUUUUGAGCCGCGCGUUGAAGACAAUGGCUUUGAAUUACAUUCAGCCUAAUGCGAGCAGGAGCAAAAAGAAGAGCUUUGCAUCAGGUGCUUCUGGAAAGCCAGCUAAAAAGAAGAAAGUCAAACGAGGUCGCGGGAAGAAGAAGUUUUCAGACGAGGAUGAAGAUGAAAGCGAAUCCGACAAUGGCAUCUCAGCUUCGAAGGUGUUGAAGGAUGAACAACCUGCGCGUCGAUCAGGGCGUAAUGCCGGCAAAGCAAAGAAGAAAUAUGUGGAAGAAAAGCUCAACUUCGAGCUGAGCGACGAAGAAAAGUCCGCGAAACCCGAGCAGAAGAAAGCGUCGAGGGGCCCACAGAUCGAUACAAUUGUUAGCGUACGAUUCCAUAGACAGAACCGGAACGAUAGUGAAGUGUCCAUGGAAUUUCUGAUCAAGUGGAAGGACACGUCGUAUCUCCACGUUAACUGGCUCUCUGUAAGAGAAAUCGAGGAGUUUGGCCAGCACGCCAUCCAGCGCAUGAAACGUUUCCUUCAGAAGAACAGUCGCUUGGUAGAGGAAGCACGAGAGACGGUCGUUGUUGGCGACGAGAAGGAUCUUAGCAAUUAUUUCAGCGUCUCGUUCAUCGAAGUGGACCGUGUGUUGAACGCAAAGGAGGUUGAGGAGUCCGAGGAGGCAAACCCGUACCUUGUUCAUCGCAUGGAAAAAGAUGCUAGCGAAUUUGGAGACCGACCAAAGGUGCCGAAGAAGAGAGGUGUCAAGUAUCUUGUGAAGUGGCGCGACAUGAGCUAUGUCGAUAGCACGUGGGAAUGGGAAGACGAGAUCACAGAUGACCGUAAAAUUGCUGCUUACCAUCGAUUUAAUCACCCCCCUGUUAUCAAUGGUGCUCACCCUGCAACAUAUGCAGAUAUUCGACCAGAGCCGUCAACGUGGGCGAAGUACCAAGAAUCUCCGGCAUACAAUAACCAGAACACGUUGCGGUCUUACCAGCUCGAAGGUCUGAACUGGCUAACCUUUUGCUGGUACAACCGUCGCAAUUGCAUUCUCGCGGAUGAAAUGGGUCUAGGUAAGACCGUUCAAGCCACUUCGAUCCUAGAGCAUUUGCGUCAGCAGGAGUUUAUCCGAGGUCCGUUUCUGGUUGUUGCUCCGCUUGCAACAUUGGGAAACUGGAAGCGAGAGAUUGAAACAUGGACUUCUAUGAACUGCGUGGUGUACCACGACUCGGAAGGAGGUUCUGAUAUUCGCGGUUUUAUCCGUGAACAAGAGUUCUAUUAUGCGAGUGAAGCUCACCGCAAGCGAGGUAUUUACAAGUUCAACGUUUUGGUUACGUCAUACCAGACCCUCAUGAUGGAUGCAGAAUUCCUAGAGCCCAUCCAUUGGCGGUACAUUGUAAUCGAUGAAGCCCAUAAGCUGAAAAACCGCGAAGCGAAGUUGCUUCAGGUGCUUCAUGGCUUCACGUGGGAUUCAUGCCUGUUGAUGACAGGCACGCCACUGCAGAACGGCGUGUUCGAGCUCUGGUGUCUGCUGAACUUCAUCGAGCCUGAAAAAUUUCCGAGCCAGCAAGAGUUCUAUGAUGAGUUUGGUGAUCUAAAUACGGCUGAACAGGUUGCUCAAUUGCAUGAACAGUUGAGACCGUACAUGCUCCGACGAGUGAAAGAGGACGUGGAGAAGAGUAUUCCACCAAAAGAAGAGACGAUUGUAGAUGUGGAAUUGACAACGUUGCAGAAAAAAUAUUACCGUGCUAUAUUUGAACGCAACCGCCAGUUUUUGAACAUGGGAGCAUCUGGCACCGUUGCCAAUUUAGUCAACGUUGAGAUGGAGUUACGGAAAUGCUGCAAUCACCCGUUUUUGAUUCGAGGUGUCGAAGACAAGGAGUGUAUGGGCUUCGACGACCAACUUCGAAUGAAAGUGCUGAUACAAGCAAGCGGUAAGACUGUACUGCUCGACAAGCUGCUCACCAAGUUUCGACAGGAAAAGAAGAAGGUGCUCAUUUUUUCGCAGUUUAAGAUCAUGUUGGACAUUAUCGAAGACAUGUGCCAGUUACGAGGCUAUAGCAUGGAGCGUCUUGAUGGAUCUGUUCGCGGCAACUUGCGUCAAGCAGCAAUCGACCGUUUCAAUAGCCCGAAUUCCGACACAUUUGCCUUCCUCCUAAGUACUCGUGCAGGUGGGGUGGGUAUCAACCUUAUUGCGGCGUCGGUUGUGAUCUUAUUUGACAGUGAUUGGAACCCUCAAAAUGAUCUUCAAGCGGUGGCGCGCUGUCACCGCAUCGGCCAAACACAGUCAGUGAAUAUUUAUCGUCUAGUGACGAAAAAGACAUACGAAGCUCAGAUGUUUGAGAUUGCGUCAAAGAAGCUUGGAAUGCAUCACGCCGUGUUUGAGACCGGUGGGGUUCGCAACGAGUUUGAUGGUGAAGAUGACAGUAGUGGUAACAUGAUGUCAUUGAUGUCAUUGGACCGCGACAAGGUUGAGAUGAUGAUCAGGUACGGAGCUUAUGCUAUCAUGGGUGAAGACGACGAGCUGGAUCCCGAGAACCGUGCAAUCAACGAGCUGGAUAUCGACCACCUGCUGUCGAACAGUCGAACAAUCCGGUACGACCCUACAAAGAGUGGGGAGAAAGCUGACGGGAACGAUGGGACUAGUGGAGGUGACGACGGUAAUUCUAGAUCCGCGCCGGUUUCUCAGACCACCGCACUUUCGUUCUCGAAGGCAUCCUUCACGUCGGAAUCGGCAGACUCCACAAUCGACUUCAACGACGAGAAGUUCUGGGAGAAGGUUCUUGGCCCUAAGCCUGUGCAAGUGCUUAUGACGAAAGUUCAAGAAGGCUGGCUUAAAACGGCUUCACAAGAUGAUGUCAGAGCAUUUCUCUCGCAGCUGCGCGAAUUGGCUCGUGCAGUUGUCAAGGAGCGACAACGAGGCAAGUCAUUAGCAGACGCUGACCAAGUGCUCUCGAUCUUGAUUGAAUUGAAGGUCACUGGUCGCGUUAUUAAGGGAGUCGUGAACGUCCGAGAGGUUGCCACCGAGUGGCUACAGGUGAUUGAGCGUCCCAAACGUCGGCGUAGCCAAGACGUCGGGGGCGAGUUGAUGUAUAUUGAGUUCCUCGAUGGACCAAAAGAGCAGCCGCUGAAAGUAAAAAAAGGUGGUGCCCGUCGCAAGCGGAGUCCACAGGCCGAUAGAAAGAAAGACCGGAAGGGCCACAAGCGUAAGGGCGAGUUCGGUAAUGAUGAAAUUGGCCCACCGAAGCGCAAGAAAGCAGCCCGCCAAGCGUCCGGUAGUAAGAAUACGCGAGUUUCAUCACCCAGCGGUUGUGCAUUGAGCGGUAUUCGUAUUAAGCUGAAGGCGUCCAAAAGCAGCGGAAGCUACAGUCUUGUAAAAGUGGCAAGCAAGAUCCGAAAGGUACAGACGAAGCUCAGUAAAUCGUCAAGAGAGACGGACUUACCAUCUGCAUUCGUCAACAAUAAGCAUGCUGAUCAACUCCGACUGACCGUUGUUGGAGAUACGACCGAAGAACGUGCAAGCGGUUCCGAGGAGGAGCAAGAGGUACAAGAACAUAGGGAAGAGGAAGAGGAGGAAGAGGAAGAAGAGGAGGAAGAGGAGGAAGAAGAAGAAGAGGAAGAGGAAGAGGAAGAGGAGGAGGAAGAGGAGGAAGAAGAGGAGGAAGAAGAAGAUGCUUAUGAUGAAGAAGAGGAAGAGACGGCGAAGGAGGCUACCAGGAGUCGUCUGCAUAAACCCAAAGCAAAAGCUGGUGGCAAAUCUCGAAAAGCUGUUAGAGAAGACGUUGACCCGCAAGAGGACGAAGACAUGUGGUGCCGAGUAUGCUUCAGCGACCAAGGCUAUCUUGACGAUCCCAUCGUGCAGUGUGAGAAGUGUUCUGUCGCUGUUCAUCAGUACUGUUAUGGAAUCAAAUCAGUGCCUGAAGGGGACGAGCCAUGGUUCUGCGACUAUUGUGCUGAGCGGACGGAUUCUACUGCAGAUGCGCCGUGCGAGUUAUGUCCUCUAAAGCGCCCUAAAAGUGCGUUCAAAAAGACAUGCGAAGGCAAAUGGGUACAUGUGGUGUGCGCCCUGUGGGCGCCCGGUGUUCAAUUUUCGGAUGUGGAGCGCAUGAACGGAGUCAGAAACGUUGCAGCUGCUGUUGAGGAGAUGAAAAACACGACUUGCGCUUUGUGCGGGAAGAAAGGUGGCUGUAUCAAAUGCAUGCGAAGUUCAUGCUCGACGUACUUCCACCCGCAAUGUGGCCGUGAAUCGAGAGGGACUUACGAUAUGUUUAUGAAAGAAGGGGGACAACUGCAAGCAUUUUGCCAGAAGCACCGAACGCAUAGGAAGCGUAGUUAG
Molecule: messenger RNA, 6543 nt
Organism: Hyaloperonospora brassicae
Lineage: Eukaryota; Oomycota; Peronosporomycetes; Peronosporales; Peronosporaceae
Source: the annotation of a GenBank genome assembly